GAGAGAAGGAGCCCAACAGUCGAGAAGGGGAGGGAGGACAGAGGAGGGGGACCAGGAAGGACAGCCCGUGCCCCGAAGACAUAAAUCCCUGAGUGCCCAGGACGAGCCUUAACAAGCGGCGCGGAGCCCUCAAGGUUGCUAAGUUGGCUAUCCCCGUGCAAGCCUUGGAGUCCCAAUGGGGGACUCAGGAUCAAGAAGAUCUACCUUGGUCUCACGGUUGCCAAUAUUUAGAAAAAGUAUUAGCAGAAGACAUGACUCUCUUCCUUCUUCACCCUCUUCCAGCAAUACGGUUGGUGUCCACAGUUCUUCUCCUUCCAGCACUAACUCAAGCUCAGGUAGUACAGGAAAACGCAGGAGCAUAUUCCGAGCUCCUUCCAUCAGCUUCCACCAUAAGAAAGGGAGUGAACCUAAGCAAGAACCCACUAACCAGAACCUUAAUAUUUCAAAUGGUGCUCAACCUGUUCACAGCAAUAUGCAGAAACUGAGUUUGGAAGAACAUAUUAAAACCAGGGGAAGACAUUCUGUGGGUUUUAGUAGUUCACGACAUAAGAAGAUAACAAGAUCCUUGACAGAGAAUUUUGAAAGGGAAAAGGAGCACUCAACUAAUAAGAAUGUCUUUAUAAAUUGUCUAAGUUCUGGGAAAAGUGAGGGAGAUGAUUCUGGAUUCACAGAAGAACAAACUCGCCGUUCUGUUAAGCAGUCAACAAGGAAGUUACUCCCUAAAUCUUUUUCAUCUCACUAUAAAUUUUCUAAGCCAGUUCCACAGAGCCAAUCCAUUUCGUUGGUACAACAGUCUGAAUUUUCACUUGAAAUUACACAGUACCAAGAGAGAGAACCUGUGUUAGUAAGAGCUUCUCCAUCUUGUUCUGUGGAUGUAAAUGAACGGGCAGGAAGCUCUUUGCAAUCUCCUUUGCUUUCUGCUGAUCUUACCACAGCCCAGACACCUUCAGAAUUUUUAGCCUUGACUGAAGAUUCUGUAUCUGAAGCAGAUGCAUUUCCUAAUAGUGGAAGCUUAGCAUCCCACUGUGACAAUGGUGGCCCCAAUGACCCUACCUCUCAGAGCUCUCCCAAACCUGCUGCUGUUACAAAGACAACAAUAGAACUUAUGGGAGCUGUGCCUGGUGCAGUUAUGUCUCCUGGGAAAUACAGGUUAGAAGGUCGAUGUAGCACUGAAUCUAAUUCCUUAUCAGAAACCUCUGCUGCUAAUCAAAAGGAAGUGUCAUUGCAAAUCACUGAGCUACCGGUUAAGAAUGUGAACAACUCAGAGACUCACCUAUCAGUAGAUACUCAAAGAGAAGAAAAUAUGCCAUUACAAAAUGGUGAAUCAAUGCCAAGGACAGGCUCUCCAAGGAAACUUGGAUUCUAUGAGCAACAUAAAGCAAUAGCUGAACGUGUUAAAGGGACUCAUCCUAUUUCAGAUUCAAGGAUAAUACCUUCUUCUGGUGAUCAUCACAUUUUAAACAAAACAUCCUAUGGUUAUGAAGCAAGUACAGCCAGAGUUCUUGCCAGUAGCCUCAGUCCAUAUCGGGAAGGAAGGUUUAUAGAGAGGCGACUCCGGUCUUCAUCAGAAGGAACUGCAGGGAGUAGCAGAAUGAUUUUGAAACCAAAAGAUGGAAAUGUAGAAGAAGUAAAUAGUUUAAGAAAGCAAAGAACGAGUUCCUCAUCCUCAAAAAUGAACAGUAUGGAUGUUUUAAAUAACCUGGGAUCCUGUGAAUUAGAUGAAGAUGAUCUAAUGCUCGAUUUAGAAUUUUUAGAAGAACAGAAUCUUCAUCCUUCAGUUUGCAGGGAGGAUUCAUACCACUCUGUAGUCUCCUGUGCUGCUGUAGUUCUCACUCCAAUGGAACCAGCAAUAGAAAUGAAGAAAAGAGAAGAACCAAAAUUUCCUGAGACUUCCAGACAGAAUCUUUCCCUGAAAUUAACAAAAGAAGAUCAGGAAUCCAGGUGUUCCCAUAUAAGCCGAAUGCCCAGCAGUCCAUCAACAGAUUGGCCCCUACAAGGUGUGGAAGAAAAUGGGGGCAUAGAUUCUCUGCCUUUCAGACUGAUGUUACAGGACUGCACAGCAGUAAAGACGUUAUUAUUAAAGAUGAAGAGAGUUCUUCAAGAGAGUGCAGACAUGAGCCCAGCAAGCAGCACCACUUCGCUUCCUGUUAGUCCUCUCACUGAAGAGCCAGUGCCUUUCAAGGAUAUAAUGAAAGAUGAAUGCUCUAUGCUCAAGUUACAGCUGAAGGAGAGGGAUGAACUUAUUUCCCAACUUCAGGAAGAACUGGAAAAAGUUCAGCAUUUACAGAAGGCUUUUGCUUCAAGAGUAGAUAAAUCUACACAGACUGAACUUCUAAGCUGUGAUGCCCUGUGGAAUCCUACAUGCACUGAAGUUUUAUUUAAACCAGUACAUAUUUCAACCUAGGCUAAAUCAUUAUUUGACCACAAGAAAUGCAUUACUAAUCUGUGACAUUAAACAAUGAGUAAAAUGAAUUUUUCUAUUAUUCUAUAUGUUAACUGUUUCUCAGAAUAUGUGAUACAAAAAUGUUUUCAUUCCAGAUACUUUAUACUUUUUGUAUUUGUAAAUAAUCACACAAACUUUUGAUGAAGAGUCAACUAAUAUUUGUCUGUUUUAUUCCUAUUCUAUUUUAAAAACAAAAAUAUACUUUUAUAUAGAAAUUACUUCUCUAUGCAAAUAUUCUAAAAUGUAAUAUUCCACUUGGCAGUAAAUGUUGUUACUCAACCUUCUCAUCCAUAUCAUUUGUCUCUCUGGUGAUAGUUUUCAUUUUUUUCAUCAUGUAUUCUAUGAAGAGUAGAUUAGUUUGAAAACAUUGCCUUAGUUUCUCCCAUCUUAGUGGGAAAAUUCCUACUGAAUAACUAAUUUAUCUGAAACCUCUUUUCUCUUGUGUUAAUAUAAAAAUAGUGUUUUCAAAUGGAAUAUGUAUUGAAGAGUCUUAACUAUAGUAUAUAUUAAAAAAAAAGAAAUCCUACUCAUAACCUUAUAGAGUUGAAGAAAUGCUUAUUGGCUACUGACCUCACACUGAAAGAUGUUUCUUUAAUGUGUCAUAAAAGGGUUUCUGUAUCCUGAACUUGGUAUUGCUCCCCAAUUUCUUUUGUUUCCUGUUUACUGCCUUUCUAUAAUAGCUCAUUUUAGUUAUCAAACAGCCAGGUGGCUACAAGGCACUUCUGAAUGACUCACUGUUGUGGGAACUGUGCAGGACAAUAGGAGAGCCAAAGAGCUCAGGACAGGACAGCACAUUUUCUAUUUCACAUACAAGCCAUGAAAUAGCCAUGGUUAAUGAUGGUAACAUUCAGAAAUACACAAUUUAUUGAAUUAUUUGAGUUAUUAUGUAACAUAUAAUAUGAAUAAUCAGAUGCUGGGCAUAAACCAUGCUAUUAAAUAAAACUAUAAAUGUAUUUAUUUAUACUGCCACAUGAUAUGUGCUUUUGUUGAUUUCACCCCUUAAAGCAUCCUUUUAGAAUCCAAGAUACAAAAACAUUUUUUAUUUCUCCAAUUGUUUUCAUAGUUUAUUAUUUUUAUCUCAUUUUUAAUUGUCUUAUUUUGAGUAUGACAUUUUUUUUAGUGCAGAUAAUGCAAAAACUCCAUCAUCUUAAGUAAAACAUUUGCCAGAUAAAGAUGUUGAUUAAUUUCAAUGGUCAAUAGUCUUUUGAAGAAGAAAGAAUACAAAUAUGAUAUUUUGACUAGGCUACAGAGAUAAAAACAUAUUUGCAAGAGGAGUAAGUCAAGAAUGCUAUUUUCACAAAAACAAGGUAGCAUAAACUGUCAUACAUAAACUGUCAUACAGACUAAAUAAGCCAACUACCUCAGAGGUACAAUUUCAAGACUGCUUUUUAAUACCAGUAAACUAUUUUAUGCUGCUGUUUUGGACUCAAUCUCUCUAUAUACCUCUUUUUCACUGUCUCCCUCUCUCCCUUUCUUCCUUUUGGAAUCAAUGCUGAAUGUACAUCAGUGAGAAUGCUUAUGGGUCAGUGAUUUCAAUUUCUAGGGGAAAUAUUCUCAACUUUUCUUGCAAUGUUUAUUAUAUAAUUAUUGUAAUAUAACUAUGCAUUUUUUCCAUUAAAUAUUACAAUGUUGUUUUGCAAGUUUUGUGUCAUUACAGAAAAUAUGGAUAAAACCAGGGAUUCAUGAUUGUUGCUACUAUUUCUAGAAAAGUUGUAAGAGUUGUUAUUAUUAUAACAAAACAGGUUAAUUAUUUUAGAAAGGAGAGGAGAGAAAUGAGGAUAUAUCUGAGGGUUUUGUAGGUAGUGCGUCAUCUGUAUUUAUUGAUCAAAGGAAACAUUACGCUUUAUGAUUAUGCCUGCAUUUUCAUCCAAAAUGCUCUCACUGUCAAUAAAUCAAAGUAAAAGAUUAGGCAACUUGACUUUCCAAAUAAAGAAACAACUUUAAAAAGGUAUAGUGCCCUUUUCAAGUUCACAUGACUUUUCCAACAAGAGAAAGCCAUAGAUUGUCCAGAUCAAAAGUCAGGGUUUUGUUUUGUUUUCUUGAUUUCAAUGCCAAUGACUACAGAAUGCAGUUGAAAGUAUGUAUUGGUUAUGUAUGCACAUAUGUAUUAUUAUGUGUUAUAUAUUAUUAAAGGUUAAAUUUCUUUGAAAUGUUCUUUAUGGACUAUGGAAAGUUGCAAUGAUAAACAUUUAUCAUGUGAAUGAUAUCUGCUGUGCCAAACUAAGGUCUUUAUUAUAUGUAUUAAGGAGAUUAUUUUAUAAUAUAAUAGGGGAAUUAUUUAUUCAAAUAGAGAAGGAAUUAAGGAAAGCCAUGGACACAAUUUCUAGUAAGUUUAAUAAUCAUUAACAUAUUUUAUCAUUAUUUUAACUCAUUCUGAAUAUUUAGUCAUGUCUUUAAAUAUAAACUUAUUUAAUGUUGUUACCAUAUUUUUAAAUGUAGGUACUUAAAAUUUUCAUUUAGGUUCAUGACAUAUAGCUAUGUUUUAAGUUUUAAGUGAGACUCUAAUAUAUGUUAUAUAUAUGUGUGUGUGUGUGUGCAUAAUUUUAUUAUGACAUGUAGUCUUACUUGCUGAAGUUUUCAAAAUUACUAAUUUUCCUUAAUUACCUAAUUGGAUUUUGUGUUAAAUAUUUAUGUGCAAAACAAAAUAGUUUUCUUUCCAUGUUUAACUUAAAACCAGAGGCAGGCAUCUCCAGAUUUAACAUAGGAAUGCUUUUUACAUUGUAUUUUAUUCUUAUUUCUCCUUAUUUGAUUCUCCAAAUGAAACCCCAUCAAAUUUUAAUUUCUCAUAUAAAAAUUCUCAAAAAGGGCUAUAUCUCACUUGAUGCUCUUUUUGGUAACAGUAAAUGUCAAUGUGAUAUGUUGGCACCUUAAAAAACAAAACAGUAACACUAGCUUACAUUUUCAAGCAUAUGUUAAUUUCAUUUGAUAUAUUUAGUUAAAAUAAGCCCAAAUGUCAGUGAAUAGAUUGAUGUGUUUCCUCCAUUCAAAAGAAUCAUUCUUCAUACUAAUGAGCAUUAGAAUGUCAUAUAUGUUCCAAAUGACAUGUUGUAUAUCUUGAUUUAUAUAAUGGAGAAGAAUAAAACAGGCUGUAAAAUGGAGAAAGGAAGAAAAAUAUAAGCAUCAUUUUAAUUCUAUCCUUUAUUAUCUUCUCUUACCUCUAUUUUUUAAAAGCUUAUCUCCAUCUAUUUUAUGGUUUGCUGCAUGUGGAUGCACAUUACAAAAAGUCAAUCAACAGAGGCCCAAAGGAUAAUAAGAUAUUUUAUGAUGACUGUUUUUACUAUCUGAAAACUGUUUGUAUCUUUAAUUUGUAAACAUCAUGGUCAGUCUGUAUAUAUACAAACACACACACACACACACACACACACACAAAAUGAGAAUUUUCUCAUGUUAAAGUUGUCUUUGUAAAAAAGGAACUUGAUUAGGAGGAGCACAGGUGUAGGAAGCAUAGGCAGUCUUAGAGAAAAGAAAGGGCAAGUUUCAUGACUCUGGGAAAAACGAUGGCAAGUGAAUGCUAAUUUGAUUCUGAUGGAGGAAAACAUUAGUAAUGGCAAGGGUAAAACAAUGCUGCCUAUAAGUCACUCUAAGAUUUAGUUUGGUUUUUUAAAGUUUCCAUGUUUUUGAAAAUAUGACUCCAAAGAUGAAGGAUUCCAUUACUCCUAUAUGGAAAAUAGCUGCUAGUUUAAUUUUCAUGAGCAGUCUGAAAGACAUGUGUACUAAUAAAUUUUGAAUGUAAAUGUUGGGGAGAGUGAAUAAAUGUCAUACCUUCAUACUCAGGCUCUUUCUAGCACUUUCUUCUUAAUAAGGCUGACAAGAUUUCUGAUCUGAAAAAAACUGCUGUUUAACUCUUUCAUAACAAAUAACCUUAUGUGGAAAUAAAUGUUAAUUUCUUUACCAUGGUUUAGUUAUUUCUUAAGAAAUUAAUAUUUUAAUGUAGAUUUCUGAUUUAAUUUCUAUUUCUAGUAAAAAUUUUUAUGAAACUUUAUUUUGUGAUUUAUGUUCUUAAAAAAUCUCUAUAACUGAUUGCCUUUUGGUUAUAGCUACAUUAAUUCUAAAGAGAGGAUACUGAAAAUUGCCUAGACUCUUAAAAACUGUACUGUCAAUUUCAAAAAUACAUUUUCAGCAUGAGUCAAACUUUAUAUAUGCAUAGACAUAACUAUAUAUAACUGUUCCAAUAUUUUGUUAUCUGAUUAUAAGCUUUAGAAAGCAAAUUUUUUUAAAAAAUUAAAAUAUUUUAAAAGUGAAAAGCAUCUAACAGAAUGCUGUGUAAACAUUGGGAAAGUAUUGUUGGUAUUUAAUGAAAAAAAUAUUGAAUACAGAUGAGCUAAAAUAGAGUAUUGGAUUGUCAAAUUAGAUUCACACAAAUCAAAGACCUUACCUCAUGUCAAGCUCUACUGAGCAUCUCAAAGGUUCUGGGGAUUAAGAAGCUCAGAAAACAAGGAUCCCUCUAUGCUGAGCAUACACCUCUCUUCCAGAGUAACAGGUCAGAUCUCCAAAAGAGUUUUUGUGAGCUUACAUCACAUAGCAGAAGGUGUUUCAUGUGAAACAUCUGUAUUUUAUGUCCUACCUUCUAACAUUUUUCAGGGAGACAUGCUCAUUAAGCCAUACAGCCUAAAUCAUUUCCUCAAAAUAGCUCUUCACUGCUAUUAAAAUUUCUAUAUGUAAUUCCAGGGGCUCUGGAAGCUGAGGCAGGAGGAUUGCAGCCAGCCUCAUAAACUUAGCAAGGCCCUAAGCAACUCGGUGAGACCCUGUCUCUAAAUAAAACAUUAAAAAAAAGGACUGGGGAUAUCUUAGUACUAGGUAAAAGCACCCUGGUACAAAACAUAAAAAUAAAUAAACAAAAAAAUAAAAAUGAAUGAAGGAAAGAGAAAGAUCAAAUGUUAUAACUCUUUCCUUGCCACCUGCUCCAUUUCUGCCAUUCUCUCAGCAAUGUUAUUCCUCUAGAAUGGAAUGGCAAACCUAGUGUCCCAGGUUGUUCAUUGCUCUUUCAUUGUAAGAAACAUAUUUUUCAGAUAAACAUUAUCUGAUCUACACUGCAAUUCUUUUUUCUCUCCUGUGUUUUGAAUGCUUCAAAACAGUUUGAAGCAAGAGUCAAAAGAUUGCUUUUCUUGAUGAUUAUCUUUUUAAUUUCUUUUUAUUUUUCACUGAUUUCUAACUUUCUGCAGUUACAAUUUCUGAAGAAUAAAAAUUAAGUGAUUCAUUUGGGUAAAUUGCAAAAAAGUAAAAUAAUAAAUUACAUCAAUAGAAGAGGCAGUUGUAUGUAUCUUAUUUAAAAAUAAAUUUUAAAAAUAUUUUCCCUUUUGCUAUCUAUACAAAAUUAUUCUUACUAGAGUAAUAAUCCACUCUGGUAAUUGGAAUAGACUGUAUUCCUUCUUUAUGACGUUUCUUUCUUUCAGUUAUAUAAUAUAUAUUAUUGUAUAUUUUAUUGAGUUUAAAAUGCCUGCCUCAAAAUAUUUCAGAUAUAUUUUUACCUAAUGAGUUAUAAAAUCUUUGUUCUAUUUCCUUUUCUUCUACUUGUUAUGUAUCAAAAGUAUGGUAGAAUAAUUCCCAUAAAAAAAACACAUAUAAGAAAAUCUGAAUCCGAUAUUUGCAGCCUGAUUUAUCUCUGUUGCUGUUCCACAAACAGGCUAUGUUAUUUCUACUCUCAAGUCUACAUGCCUUUAAUCACUUUAGGUUCUUAACCCAUAGUGCUCUUUCUUUGCUCAGCUUAUGGGUAUGAGGAGAAAAACCAAGGUCCAUAUGUCUCCUCCCCAACAUAUUCUAUCUCUGAAUCAUUCUGCAGUGUAAUAAUGGCUAACAUUUUUGACUCCCAUUGUCAGAUAGUGUUCUAAAAGCUUUGCAUAUUUUGAAUAUUUUAAUCCUCAUAAAAGCCUGUGAGGUAGCUGCUACUCUGAAUACCCUUUUGCAAGCAAAGGAAACUGAAAUGCAAAAUAAAUGACCUGCCCAAAAUUACACUGCUAAUGUUGUUAUUAUCACACAUUCUGUUGAAUUGGGGAGAUAUCACAUAUACAUCAUCCAAGGGUAAGUUACUUUUCAAAAAAUAAAUUACUAAAAUUCUAACUUGAUUUUGAUAGUUAUGAGUAAUGAUUAAGUAACAUUUAAACAUGAGCAAAUGCAAAAGAUCAUAGUUCUUCUGGGUGGAGAGAAUAGAGGCUAAUAUUUACUGAGUGCUGCUACAUGCUUAAAGCACUAAGUGCUUUCUAUGUGUUAACUUGUAUAAUCAUAAAUACUACAACAACAUUUCAAGACAAAUCCUAUUGUUAUUUUCAUUCCACAGUUGAACUAUUUCAGGCACAGAAAAGUGAGGUAAAAUUUCCACACUGAUGUCCAACAAGUCAUUUCAGAACUAGCAUGUGAAUCCAAGCAGCAUUCCAUAUUUACAUCCUUUACCCUGUACUCUAUGCCUACCUCCCCAGAUAUAACAAUAAAAUAUCUACACAAAUCAGUGUAGGCCAGGUUAUGCUGCAGAAAAAAACAAUUCCCAAAUAAUAUUAGUGACGUUUGACAUCAAAUAUUUUUUUCUUGCUUAUGCUAUGUAACUGUUGCUAGCUGAUGAGCAAGACUCUUCCAUAUUCCCUCACUCUAAAACUCAGACUGAUGUGGUAGUAUUCAUCUUUUAUGUUGGAGUCUCUGGGAGAGAGAAUGCCACAUAUUAUCUUACAAUUCCACAGGUGACACAUUAUUCUCAUAUUUCCUUAGUGAAAACAAAAGCAAGUUAUAUGGCCAUAGGCCAUAGCUCACUAAAUUCAGGAACAAGGAGGUAAAAACUAAAUAUAUUUCCAGAAGAGGGAAAAUUUAAUAUAAAUGGAAAAGUACUGAUGUCAACUACUCCAUCUUUUUUCAGUAAUAUGAUUUGAAUUAAAAAUUCAAAAAUUAUCACUUGGUACAUAUAGUACAUUACUGAUAUAAAAAUCCUUUGAUUCCAUCAUUGUUUUUUGGGAAAAAUCAAAAAUUUUAACUUAUAAACAAAUACUCUUCUUAAAAUAUUAUGCGUACAUAAAGUUAACUCUACUUUUGAUGUAUGAUGUAAGCAUGUUACUUAGAACAUUUUUUACAGAUUAUGUUUCAGUUGCUCACCCAGAUUUACAAAUAUUUCUACUUUUUGAUUGCUUAUACUCAACAGACCAUCUAUUGAGUUGUACAGAAUUUAGUAGUAUUACCAUGGUCCUAUUCCAACUUAUUGUAUUUUAAAAUAAAUGAUCAUACUACAUGAUAUGUUAUCUAAGCAUCAUUAUUAUGCUUGCCAGAAUAAUUCACAGUAACAAUGCUAUUCCAGCAAACUUUUUUAGUUAUUUACCUUCUAACAACCUUAUCAUUAAGCAAAAUUUUCCUCUGCAAAUAUCUCAAGACUUCAAGUGCCAAGUAGCUCAUGAACAAAAAUGACUUUCUUGUUCCCAAGCUAUAUGCUUUAUUAGAUCCAAAAUAAUUUGCAUCAACUGAGAGAAAUAGUUAUGAUUUUUUCUUCCUAAAUAAUUUAAUAUAAAAGACUUCCCACAUUACCUCCUAAAUCAUGUAUUACAUUUUUGACCUUUAUGAUAUAAACAUACUGAAACCUUCAAUUCCUGCCUUACAGGAUUUACAUUUUUACUUAAUGAGAAAAUUUUCUAUUGGAAUUUUAAUUCUUAUUUAUUUAUUUUUGUGGUAAUGAGGACUGAACCCAAGGGUCCUCUACCACUAAGCUGUAUCCCCAGAAUUUUUUUAUUUUUUGAGACAGGAUCUUGCUAAGCUGCUGAGGAUGUUUUAGUCAGCAUUUUCACUGCUGUGACUAAAUGAUCUGACCAGAAUAAUUUUAGGGAAUAAAAGUUUAUUUGAGGGCUCACAGUUUCAGGAGUCUCCAUUCAUAGAACGCCUGGAGAUGAAGCUGAAGAUCAUGGCGGAAGAGUGAGGCAGAGGGAGGCUGCUCACAUGAUGAUCAGUAAGCAGAGAGAGAGACUCUACUUUCCAGACACAAAAUAUAUACCCCAUAGUCAUGCCCCACAAUGAACCAUGUUCUUCAGCCACACCCCAUCUGCCUCCAGUUUCCAUUCAGUUAUUUCCAUGAGGGAUUAAUUCACUGAUUAGGUUAAGGCUGCAGUCCAAUAAUUUCUCCUCCAAACCUUCUUGCAUUGUCUCACAUGUGAGCUUUUGGGGGAUACCUCACAUCCAAAACAUAACAGAAAGUCUCACUAAGUUCCUGAGGUCAGCCUUGAACUUGAGUUCCUCCUGUCUCAGCCUUCUGAGUACCUGAGAUUACAUUAAGAAUUAAAAUUUCACCAGGCAGGUUGGAGCAUGCCUGGCAGAAUUUUAAUUCUUAAAAAACAUCUUUUAGCAUGCCUUUUUUCAUGUUUAAUGUAAAGUGGAAUCUGUGUAUUAUUUGCUUCCGAUUUGGUGAUUCCUACUAGACUAAUUAAUUCAACUAUUUUCACUGUAAGUAAAAUAAAUAGUUAAAUAUUCUGAAUGAAGAUGUGGUUAGCAUCACCCUAAAGUUUAUUCAUUUUACUCUACCUUGCAUGUGUGUGUCUAUAUAUCCAUACACUAUAUGGAUAAAAUUGGUGUUCUCAUUUUUUGAUUCAUUUUUUUUCAACUUCAUGUUCAAAUAUAGAAAACAAUUGUGUCAAAUGGGAUAAAGACAUUAAUCAGAUUGUUAGAAAUACACAUUUUAAAUUGUUGUCAAUAUUUUGUUUCUAUUUAUACUUCUUUAUGUCACACAGGGUGAAAUAAAGAUUCACAAAUACAAGAAAUAUUAUGAGCCUAUGUGUUAUCACAGUUUCAAAUCUUGUCAUUUGAAUUUUAAAAUAAAUCCACCAAUUAAAAGAAUAUUAAUUCCUACCAUUUGGCAAUAAUUAACAUGUAAAGUCUUAAAAUAUAGAUUCUGGCAUCCUUAAGUAUUUAUGCAUUAUAAAAAAUAGACAAAAUAAGCAGAGGAUAUUAGGUUCAGUGUAAUUUGACUUCUCAACAAACCUUUGUUGAGAAAUUCUCAGAUUCACAUUAUAUUUUUUUGUGGUGCUGGGAAUUGAACCCAGGGCCUUAUACAUGUGAGGCAAGCACUCUACCAACUAAGCUAUAUCCCCAGUCCCAAGAUAUUCACUCUUAACAGGUAAAGUAUUAGAUCCUAAACUAUGAACCAUAGGUUAGGUAUUAGAUCCUAUGAACUAUAGGUUAGGAUCUAAUACCUAACCUAUGAACCAUAUGAUACCACUUAACAACUAAUCACUAUGUGUAACAAUAUAUAUAUAGAUAUAAUCCAUGUUGAUGGUAUAACAAAACACAUCCAAGGUGGUAAUUUCAAGAAUAUAAAUAUUUUCACACAAUUUGAGACCACCUUUCUGCUUACUGAUUUUCAGGAUUAUUAUACAUUUGUAUAGAGGAAAAGAAGAGAUGAAAACAUACUAAGUACCUCUUAGGUAUCACAGUCACACUUCCUGUUUUUCAAUAAGCUCUGUUUACUUUUUCUAUUUUCGUUUAUUGACUUUCUUAUGAAAGGACAAAUUUGAUAUCUGUAUAUGUGAGCGAUCAUGCUUUAUAGCAACCCAAUUUAUUAUUUCAGUUCCAUCAAAUAUUUGAGUAUUAUUUCAAAUUUAAGGAGAAAAAUGAGUAUACAAUAUAAAAGGAUGGCACAAAAACAUUUAAACUAAAUAUUUAAUUCAAAAGAAUUUCAUAAAUUUAGACAAGUAAAAUAUAUUGACUUUAAAAAUAUAAUACAAUAUGUUCUAAAUAGUGGGCUUGGUAUGGUAAUGGUUUCUACUGUCAUCACAGUGGACCAGGGGCAGCAUUAUGUAAGCAUUCAAUUACUUGAAAGAUCUACAGCUACAUGUUUUGUUCACAUGUGCUAUUUAGAGCAGUAAAAAAGUGUCCUGUCUUUCUUGUCUUCACUCAAUACAAUACAAAUUGAGUAACUGUUAUAUGCCAGGUAGUUACUGGGCAUUCACAAUAAACAUAAUAACUAUUAUUCCCCCUCUGUGGCAUUUAUGUCUCAUUUAAUAUACAUAACAACUCUAAGAGGCAGACCCUAUUCUUGUUGCCGCUGUGUAGAUGAAAAUAUGGGGGUUAGAAAGGAUCAAGAACUUGCCUGAUGUCAUAGUAACUACUAAGAGUGACUCAUGUUAAUCUCACAACAGAGAACAAGCCUUCAUCAUCACAUCAUUCUCCUCCACCAGAUACAGUGAUAGGAGAGGUGGGAUUACCUAUAUGUAAAAUAUGCAAAAAAGGAAUGAUGCUCUGGGGCUGGGGUUGUGGCUCAGCGGUAGAGUACUCUCCUAGCAUGUGUGAGGCCCUGGGUUUCAUCCUCAGCACCAGAUAUAAAUAAAUAAUUGUGUCCAACUACAACUAAAAAAUAAAUAUAAAAAAAAGGAAUGGGCUGGGGCUAUAGCUCAGUGGUAGAAUGCCUGACUUGCAUGUGUGAGGCACUGGGUUCGUUCCUCAGCACCACAUAAAAAAUGGAAAAAUAAAGAUAUUGUGUCCAUCUACAAAUAAAAAAAAAUAUUUUUUUUAAAAAAGGAAUGAUUCUCCUGUUAUAGGGCCUUGCAUAAGGGGAUGAAGAUGUGUGACUGGUUAAUACUAAGUCCUUGACCCAAACUACUUCUGAAAUCCCACAAAAAAUGAUAUGUUAAUAGGAGAAAGUAAAAGCUACCUGGAUAACAUUUUGGUGAUUGUAUUAUAGAUUGAUGUCUGUAGAGAAUGAAUGAGUUGAAUUUCGUUUUAUCCUAUUGUUUCUACAUUUCUGAACUAUCACACUGAAAUCUUUUAAAUUUCAAUUUUUCUUCCAUGAAACUAACUGAACUCAAUGGAAACUGAAAUGUAUUUUUAUUACUGUCUACAUCUGCUGUUGAAGAAACAAAUAAACAAAGGACAAAACUAUA
This is a messenger RNA of Marmota monax (woodchuck), 13278 nucleotides long. It is a transcript of the gene Ccser1, whose product is annotated as coiled-coil serine rich protein 1. NCBI's taxonomy places the organism in Eukaryota, Metazoa, Chordata, Mammalia, Rodentia, Sciuridae. The transcript is spliced from 10 exons. The record is from RefSeq and is a predicted model, not a curated record. The coding region runs from base 176 to 2404 and encodes 742 amino acids.